Messenger RNA from Oncorhynchus kisutch (coho salmon), 2835 nucleotides. RefSeq names its product methyltransferase like 27 (gene mettl27). The transcript has 6 exons. NCBI's taxonomy places the organism in Eukaryota, Metazoa, Chordata, Actinopteri, Salmoniformes, Salmonidae. Gene Ontology annotation, molecular function: S-adenosylmethionine-dependent methyltransferase activity. The coding region runs from base 317 to 997 and encodes 226 amino acids. The record is from RefSeq and is a predicted model, not a curated record.
AAUGUCUCUAGUAUUUGAACUUGGUGGUCACUAGUUACCACAGCCACAAACUUCGCCCAUUUCUACAAUUUUCUUCUUAAAAUUUGGAUUUUUAGACCUAACCUUAUCCAGACGGUUAACCGUAUGGCUAACAAUAACUCUUCAUUAACACCCCAAAUCACAUUUUUUGUUUUUAUAUAUUUUACUAUAUAGUUGAAACACGUGUUGGAUUCCCGUUUGCAUUGCGUGUGUGCGUCACAGCUGUGCCACCCCAAAGUCAUUCCAGUUUUCUAGUGUAGCUAGCUAGCUAAGUAAUCUGGAUUGACAAGAAUCUAGAAUGUCACAUAGAACAUUUGAGGACGUGAAGAACGUCAUUCUAUCAGCCCACAAAAACACAGAGGCCGGGGACAAAGUCGGCUUCUACAACACCUGGGCAGAGAACUAUGACCAGGACGUGGGUCUUCUGGACUAUCGUGCGCCGAGUCUGGCGGCAAACUGCCUGUCCCCCUGUUUCCAUGGCGACCGGGUGACAGCAGUGAUUCUGGACGUGGCCUGUGGCACUGGAUUGGUUGCAGCACAGCUGAAGAGGAUGGGCUUCAGGCAUUUUGUGGGCGUUGAUGGGAGCAAAGGCAUGUUGGAACUGGCCAAUAAGACGGGCCUCUACCAGGACCUCAAGCAAUGCAUGCUGGGAGACGAACCACUUCCUGUCCAAGCUGGGCAGUUUGAUGUGGUAGUGAUUGUUGGGGCGCUAAGUGACGGCCAGGUGCCAGUGAGAGUCAUCAGAGAGCUGUGCCAGGCCACCAAACCAGGUGGUUACGUCUGCAUGACAACCAGAGGUAACCAUGACAACCUGGAGUACAAGGCAGCGCUGGAGCAUGAGCUGGAGCUGAUGGAGGGGGCGGGGCUCUGGGGUCACGUUGCGAUCACAGAGGUGGAGGACUGGGAGAAAGCCGUAGCGGAGCCGGAGAAAGGGUACAUACCUGGAGUGGUGUAUGUUUACAGGAAGUCAUCACAGUGACAUUAUCACAAACACUUUUGUUUUGCCAAAAUAAUUUCCAUGUAAAUAAUUUGUCCAUGUAAAUGGACAAUAAAGUAUAUUGUAUCGUAUCACAUUGACCUCAUCACAGUAACAGACCUGUAACAACCCUGUACAGUAACACCUGUACAGUAACACCUGUACAGUAACACCUGUACAGUAACACCUGUACAGUAACACCCCAGUACAGUAACACACCUGUACAGGCCAUAACAGUGAAAUCACAGUAACAUCCCUGAACAGUAACACACCUGUACAGGCCAUAACAGUGACAUCACAGUAACACCCCUGUAUAGUAACACACCUGUACAGUCUGUGACAGUGGCGCCCUACAUUGGCAUUGAGCGGCCAUCUUUGAAGGCAGCUAUUAUUCCAAAGAUAAAGAUGCCUAGAAAAUGCUUAUCCAAUAGAAAUCCCCUCAAACACGCUUGUAGACAAUGUUAUGGCGACGUUAGCUAGUGAAGAUCAUCCACAGAAAAAUGAAAUCAGGUCUAACGUUCGUGUUGUUCCGAACUGCGCCAUUUUAGCUAGUGGCCAUUACAGAAUGUCUAUAUACCAAAUAUUGAAAGUAUCUGAGUUACGGUUCAUGAGAAGAAGAAUUUUAAAGUAAUUUAGCAUUAGCUUUAUGCUAGCCCUUUUUGUCGAACUUCAACGACCUGUGUUGUCUUUGGAGAUAUCCACAACAAACGUAUUUAAUUAUGAUCAAUCAUGUACGAGUUGUAUUUGAUAGUUUGACUGAUAUAACAAAAUAGCCUGGAUUUAUAGGCAUCAAAGUUUGUGAGAAGUUGUCGUCAGCCAAGCCAGUUGUAGCUUCAGAAGUUGUAGUAGAGUCUUCGUCAGACAAGCCAUCUGUAGCUUCAGAAGUUGUAGUAGAAUCUUCGUCAGACAAGCCAGUUGUAGCUUCAGAAGUUGUAGUAGAGUCUUCGUCAGACAAGCCAGUUGUAGCUUCAGAAGUUGUAGUAGAGUCUUCGUCAGACAAGCCAGUUGUAGCUUCAGAAGUUGUAGUAGAGUCUUCGUCAGACAAGCCAGCUGUAGCUUCAGAAGUUGUAGUAGAAUCUUCGUCAGACAAGCCAGCUGUAGCUUCAGAAGUUGUAGUAGAGUCUUCGUCAGACAAGCCAGCUGUAGCUUCAGAAGUUGUAGUAGAGUCUUCGUCAGACAAGCCAGCUGUAGCUUCAGAAGUUGUAGUAGAGUCUUCGUCAGACAAGCCAGCUGUAGCUUCAGAAGUUGUAGUAGAGUCUUCGUCAGACAAGCCAGCUGUAGCUUCAGAAGUUGUAGUAGAGUCUUCGUCAGACAAGCCAGCUGUAGCUUCAGAAGUUGUAGUAGAAUCUUCGUCAGACAAGCCAGCUGUAGCUUCAGAAGUUGUAGUAGAGUCUUCGUCAGACAAGCCAGCUGUAGCUUCAGAAGUUGUAGUAGAGUCUUCGUCAGACAAGCCAGCUGUAGCUUCAGAAGUUGUAGUAGAGUCUUCGUCAGACAAGCCAGCUGUAGCUUCAGAAGUUGCUCAAGUAAAGUUGCAUGAGUAAUGCAGAGUAAUUCUGGAGGUGGACACGGUGACAUGUAGAUGCAAGUCAGAUAAUUUUGUAUCCCCAAAAUGCAACAUGCAUUGAAAGUUGGUGAUCAAUGGAAUCGGGUAAGAGCAUUUCUUUUGUAUCGUUGUUGAUAAUGUUUCUUGAACUAUUUGUAAUCGUAUACUGUCUGUUUUUUUCCAUGUUUUUUCAUAAGGUAGUCAUUUAUGAGCCUUGAGCUGUUGUAAUCAUCAUGUAUGUCAAUUGUCUUUAUUGUUGUUUAAACUCAACCAAAUAAAAUCAAAUGUUUUUAUAAAG